AUCGCCAUCUUCAGGUGCUAUCAGCAGUAACCAGCUUCAGGCCAAACCCCGAAAAGGCAUGUCUUCCCAAGAUGGUCAAUGGCCAUUGAAUCGCCAAGGUUCUUCCGACCUCUCUCCUAGCCAUUCCGAGCAAUAUCCAAAUCCCGAAUCACGCACAGUUGAGACCUCGACAGACCACAGGAGGAGCAGUGGUAGCCGGAGCCAAGAUUCUGCAGACAGCCAGGACAUCCAGGUCCCGGAGCAGUUUUCAGGGUUGCUCCAUGGCUCUUCCCCGGUGUGUGAGAUAAACGAGGACCCUUUCAGGCUCAUUUCUUCUGUGGCCAAAGGAGGCACAGAGGGCACAGGCCACUCACCUGCUAUGCAGUUGGAGGAUGCUGAUUUACCUGUCUCUGGAUCAGUACGGACCAGUUCUCCUGAGCAAAACCAGAAAGCGAUCUACGCAACGGUCCAGCCCAAAAACAUCCAACAGGCAGAACCUGAAACUGCAGUGACUCCCCAAGCACUGCAGCACCCUGGUGGUGCAGAGGAAGAGGGAGACAGAGGCGGUGCUGGGGGCCGAGCCCACCUGGGAGGCAAGCCCAAAGCAGAGCUCAAACUCAGCCGUAGUUUGUCCAAAUCAGAUUCCGACCUCCUGACCUGCUCGCCGACUGAGGACGAUGCCAUGGGGAGCCGGAGCGAAUCGCUCUCAAACUGCAGCACUGGGAAGAAAAGGCUGGAGAAAUCUCCGUCUUUUGCUUCUGAGUGGGAUGAGCAGUGCCAGCAGCAGUCGCUUCACGUCCUCAGAGCUCGAUCAUUCCAGAGUAUUGAGAAAAUCAUGAGCUCCAUCGGUGAAGGAAUUGACUUUUCUCAGGAACAGCAAAGGAUCUCAGGUUCGCGGAUGCUGGAGCAGAGCGUCGGGGAGUGGCUGGAGUCCAUCGGCCUGCAGCAGUAUGAGAGUAAGCUGCUUUUGAACGGCUUUGACGAUGUCCGCUUCCUGGGCUGUAACGUAAUGGAAGAUCAGGACCUUCGGGAGAUCGGGAUUAGCGACCCGCAGCACCGCAGGAAACUUCUCCAGGCUGCACGUCCCCUUCCCAAGGUGAAAUCUCUGGGUUGCGAUGGGAACAGCCAGCCUUCAGUUCCUGCUUGGCUUGACUCUUUGGGGCUGCAGGACUACAUUCAGUCCUUCCUGUCAAGUGGCUACAGCUCUAUUGAUACUGUGAAAAACCUCUGGGAGCUUGAAAUAGUAAAUGUGCUGAAGGUGAAUUUGCUUGGCCAUCGGAAGCGAAUCAUUGCCUCCUUGGCGGACAGACCGUACGAGGAGCCACCCCAGAAACCACCGCGGUUCUCACAGCUGAGGUGCCAGGAUCUGAUGUCCCAGACUUCCUCACCGCUGAGCCAGACUGACUCCUACACGGGGAGGUCUGCGGAGCUCUUGCUGCCUUCGGGGGAUACUGGGAAGAGGCGACAUGACAGUGGCCAUGAUGCUGCUUCUCACCCCAGAGCCGACAGAUACAAAGCACAGGAGGAGCAUCGUGAGUCCAGACUGACUCUCAGGCCCCCAAGUCUCGCUGCGCCGUAUGCGCCUGUCCAGAAUUGGCAACACCAGCCUGAGAAGCUCAUCUUCGAGUCCUGCGGGUAUGAGGCCAACUAUCUGGGCUCCAUGUUAAUCAAAGACCUGCGAGGGACAGAGUCGACGCAGGAUGCCUGUGCAAAGAUGAGGAAAUCCACGGAGCAUAUGAAGAAGAUCCCAACCAUAAUAUUAUCCAUCACUUACAAAGGGGUGAAGUUCAUAGAUGCUUCUAACAAGAAUGUUAUCGCCGAGCACGAAAUCCGGAACAUCUCCUGUGCGGCCCAGGACCCCGAAGAUCUCUGCACGUUCGCCUAUAUCACCAAGGACCUGCAGACCAGCCACCACUACUGCCAUGUCUUCAGCACCGUCGAUGUGAACCUGACGUAUGAAAUCAUCCUGACGUUGGGACAAGCGUUUGAAGUUGCCUAUCAGUUGGCCCUCCAAGCCCAAAAAUCAAAACCCACCGGUGCUUCGGCAGCGGAAAUGAUAGAAACGAAAUCUUCCAAACCGGUGCCUAAACCCAGAGUCGGCGUGAGGAAAUCCGCAGUGCCGCUCCCUCCCGAUAGUCGCUGUUGUUACUGUCACACCUGUACUACACACCGUCCCUCCUAUCUGCCGCUGCAGUCUGUUAGUCAAGGAGCUAAGCUGGAGCCAUCUGAAGUGGACCAAGACUCCCAGUCUCAUGCCAGUGUCUCCUGGGUUGUUGAACCCAAACAGGAUUCUAAGAGGACCCUCAGCACUAACUGAUAUGCAGGCAGCUGUGUGCUACCAUGGAAAUGUAGUAACGGGGCAGAGACCUAAGAAGCAGUGGUACCCCAACAGGAUGAAGAUCUCCACCCGGCACUGGUGUCUGCCUCUUUGAAUAUAUUCAUGACUGCUGAGUAAGGGCUUCCAAAGCCGAGGGGGGGAAAGGGAUCCCAGCAACAAAAGCAGCUACGCAUUUCUAGCAAAGGAGAUUUGAGACUUCUGAGCUCAAGGGAGUGAUACCAUAUUUUCUAGUCUGUUGCAACAAAUUUUUUUUUUUUUUCUUUUACGUGCAACGAUACGAAGCAAAACAAAUCCACAACUUAAAAUGUAGCAUGUUGCAGUUUUUUUGGGUGGAACAGACAUUAGUAAAUUAUAAGAUUCCACAGUACUGUCCUGUCCUACAAAGAGUAUGGUAAAAAGUCUUAGCAAUGGCGCUAGUAUGUGUAUGUCUAAUGGUACUUUAAUUCGCCUCAGUUCCUGGUGAGCAGUAGAAAACAAUUCCAAGAUUUUGGGAAUAGCUGUUUAUUCCAAGUUAUGAAACUCAGCUGAAUGGGUUUUCAUACACUUUUCUUUAAAGCCACUCCAAGCCUAAGUGGGAGAUGGAUAUAACUUAAAGAAAACUGUGUCUGCAAAGGAGUUAUAAUCCUAGUGAUUAUUGCUGGAUAUCACCCAUGGUACGAAGCCUGCUUUCACUACAAUACUUGAUGUUUUUAUGGUAAGGAGGACACAAUCAGGUCUCUUUCCCUUAGUUUAUCACACUGAAUAACUGGAGAGUUUGCUCCUUUCUAUACCCUCUCUUGCAUCUGCCAUGUUUUUUAAAUGCAGUUAUGAGCUAGCGGGUUCGGUUUUUAAAGUCUGAUUGUGAUUUAGCACUUCUUUGAUACUAGCUCAUUUGUGAAUUACCAUUAGUGUAACAGUAUUUCAGAAUAUGAACAAACAAGGAGUUAUAUUCUGGGCAUUACACUGAAACAGUCCAUACUCAAUGAUAAUUCUAAUCAAUCUAAGGAUGGCUGAUCCCAAGCAGUCUCUCAUUCUUAAACAGAACACAAUCUUGAAGGUGCUUUUGUAAUUAUGCUUCAUUUAAACUACCAGAGUAUUUAAUGGUGGCUUUGGCUGUGACAGUUGUGUGAACUGAUGUUUUCCAGUGCCCUGACCAUCAGGACCUUGUUGGAAGGAGAGAUGGUAAAAUGGGCAUGACUUAGUUCUUGAAAUGUAAAAACAGGGCCUGCCAUGCCAUGACUGUGAUCUCAGGCAGGUGUGAUGGUUUGGUAGUGCCCUGCUGCUUAUUAGAAUUUUGUGUCCUAUUUGCUUUUAACUCCAGUUGCUGCUGUAUCUGUCAGGAUUUAAUUUAGUUUCAUUCCAGCUGAUGGUGAGCGUGGAGAGAAACAAACAAUCCCCAGGGCCUAGACCUGUCGAUUAGUGGGCAGAAAACAAACUGUUUUUAAAAAUUAGUGAAUUUAGGAAACUUAACAUUCCUCCUUAUACCUAUGUUGCAGUUCAUACUGAUGUAAGUGUAAAUAUUCGGCGUGUUGGCAGAGACUGAACCCCUGCUUUGGAGAGGGAUAGCUCUCUGUUGGAUGCAUGAGCUUUUGAGGUUGGCUGGCAGUAAAAGUGGUGACGAAGACUCCAGUCUUGCUGUUGUCUCCAGUGACCCAGCAACCCCCUUUGCAGUUCUCUUGCUAGAUGUUUUUCUCCUAGACAUAGAAUACGUAUUGCCGAGGAGCGAAGCUUUGGUGGCGUAUGUUUUAGUGUGGUAUGUUUUCAAGGUACUUGCCUGGUAGGGCUCUCUUCCUGGGCCCCAGCCUCUAUUUUUCAGGAGUUCAAGAGGCUCCCAGUCUUAGUACUUUGCCAUUUGUACACUGUUCAGACUCUUGUGUUCCUACAGGGAUUCACAGUAUCUGGAGGAAAGUGUCCUAGAUUGCUGUUACUGAAUGGGAUUAAUUUUUCAAAGUGUUGAGCUAGUUCUGGCACCACCCUGUGAUCCAUUUCCUUCCCUUUUUCAAAGGAUAGACUGUAUUCUAGAGCACCCUCCAUUUGUAUCUGGUAUGCGCCAAGCUGAGAACUCUAGACAGACACUAAGAUUAAUAGCUGAAUUGUCUCUUUAAAAUGAGGGUGCAAUCAUUUUAUGUAUUCAGAUUAAAGCUGCUGUAUCCUCUUUUAUUCUGUACCUAUUAAAAAAAAUGGUAAUCUCGGCUGUUCAGUUUUGUCUUUAAAUUCUAGAAAAAAGUUGGUAAUUGGAUUUGAGGUACACCCCCAUUCCCCUUGCAGAAAAAGGGUAUUUGGAUGUGCUUGAAGGGGAAGCUGAGCUGGACUGCUGCCCUUUGUGAGGCUGCUGCAUUGUACAGAGCAGACACCAAAUGGUAUCCCUGAGCAACUCCCAUUUCUUGAUCUGUGAAACUGAUGUGGGCUCAGCUACAUUAACACUCCCUCAUUCCAGAGUUCAGAUAGCUAUUGGCAGGAAUUUCAGUGGUUUUCCCUUAUGCUUACCAUCAGUUGAGUGCAGUAGGGUUUUUCAUUUUAUAACAAGCUCUGUUUGUUUGCCAUUCCAAACUCCCUUUUAGAUCCUACAUUGACAUAUUUAGAGGUACCUGUCCAACCAGAAGCAAAUUUGAUGCUCUUGAAAUGGGAGAGCUAACUCAAUUUUUUGUCUUUUGAAAAAUAACCUGAGAUUUCCCCAACAGGGCAGAGAACAGUCAACUUCAGUUUGCAAUUUAGACCUUUUUACUAAUUGUGAUGUAUGGCAGUGGGACUGAUUUGUAAUAAAAAUGUUAUUUAAUCUGUCUCUGUAUUUUGAUACUUGAAUUUUCUUUUUUCCUGUAUAUACAAUUGUUAAUCUGUUUGAAUUUUUGUCUGAAUUUUAAACAUUUUGUGGUACCAAACAUAACCAAUCUGUGCAACAACAUAGACUGACCUCACUACAACAAGGCGAGAUUGUAAAUAUUUCUGGGCUUCCAGCGGUCGUUUUGUUGUUUUUCAUAACUGUACAACUUAGAACAGACUGAAUUAAUAAAUAAACUCAGACACACACCUUU
Molecule: messenger RNA, 5328 nt
Organism: Malaclemys terrapin pileata
Lineage: Eukaryota; Metazoa; Chordata; Testudines; Emydidae
Gene: ANKS1A
Product: ankyrin repeat and sterile alpha motif domain containing 1A
Exons: 18
Coding region: 59-2296 (745 amino acids)
Cellular component (GO): cytosol
Molecular function (GO): protein binding
Source: RefSeq, a predicted model, not a curated record